AUGUCUUAUAAUAUCUGUGAAGAUGUGUUUAGGACCGAUUCUGGACAAAGUGAAAGAGAUCUAUUGGAGAUGACAGUGGCUAUUUAUGAAAGUGCAGACUGUGUGAGUGAUCAGGACUUCAGGACAAACACACAACAACCUCUUCUACAAACAGGUAGUGGUUCUUUAAAGACAAGCACCAGAGCAACUACUGUGUGUUUGGUUCUGCUGUGUUUUCUACUGCUGACUGCAGUCAUAGUGCUGAGUGUCUACAUCUAUGAAAACAACACAAACUACACACAAGAGAACAGAAUUACUAUCCUCACAGAACAGAGUGACCAGCUACUAAUCAAUAUGACCAACCUUACAGAAGAGAGAGAUCAACUACUAAUCAACUUGAUCAACCUCACAAAAGAGAGAGAUCAAAGGGUCAAAGUUUUAAAUUCAGAGAAGGAUCAGUUGGAGAAUGAGAACCAAAUCCAGAAAAAUAAAGAGAAAAGAUUAUCAUCUGAGAAUGAUUCUUUAAUGAAACAAAGAGCGCAGUUACAACAGGAGAAAAUUGAAAUGCAGAGGUGUCUUCAGGAAUUGGGUGGAUGUUUUUAUUAUCAGUCCAGAUUAUACUUCAUUUCCUCUGAGAAGAGAAGCUGGUCUGAGAGCAGAAGAUACUGUACAGACAGAAAAGCAGAUCUGAUCAUCAUAAACAACAGAGAAGAAUUAGAUUUUGUUGAGAAAAUAUCUGGUGGUGCUUUGGUCUGGAUUGGUCUGACUGACAGAGCUAAUGAGGACAUAUGGAAAUGGGUCGAUGACACCAGCCUGAUCCCUGGGUUCUGGAAUCAUGGAGAACCAAAUGGAUAUCAUAGUGAGGACUGUGCUGUGUUUCGUUCAUCAGGAUGGGCUGAUUAUCCGUGUCAUUCGACUUUUCGAUCGAUCUGUGAGAAGAACAUUUAA
This is a messenger RNA of Danio rerio (zebrafish), 927 nucleotides long. Lineage: Eukaryota; Metazoa; Chordata; Actinopteri; Cypriniformes; Danionidae. The record is from RefSeq and is a predicted model, not a curated record.